Messenger RNA from Rotaria sp. Silwood2, 504 nucleotides. NCBI's taxonomy places the organism in Eukaryota, Metazoa, Rotifera, Eurotatoria, Philodinida, Philodinidae. The record is from the annotation of a GenBank genome assembly.
AUGGGAGCCUUCACACCACGUGAUAUUUGUAAUAUAGACGAAAGUCCUCUUCAAUUAUUUGGUGAUCAAGGAAAACGUAGUAUUAUUGAUAUGGGUACACCAAAUGAUAUAGAAGAAAAUCUUAGUAGCAAACGUAAAGGCCAAAUAUCGCCAAGAGAGAAGAGUCAAUAUGCAGAAGGUGUAAAUAUAUUUUUUACACCAAAGAGAGUGAUCAAUGGUUCGACGAGGAAUCAAUAUGUUCAAUCAUGGUGGUCUCAAAUAAAAGAUUCUCAUCCAAAGCUAUUGAUAGAUGAUAGUGCUAAUUCACAUCUUAAUCCUGAUCUUAUUCUUGAUUUACGUAAAAAACGAGUGGUGGUUGCGAUUGUACCAAAAGGCUGCACAAUGUACGUACAAGUACUUGAUGUGUCGAUUUUUUCGGUUUUUAAAAAUCAUUACGAUGAUGUGGUGGAGGAAUAUAUUGAAAAGAAUGGACCUAGAAGUAAAAUAAAGCUUACAGCAUCAUAA